AUGGACAACCUACCAUGGGUGGAGAAAUACAGGCCGAAGAAGCUGGACGACAUUGUGCAUCAGACGAACGCGGUGUCCAUGCUGAAGGAGGUGGUGCGGACGAAGAACAUGCCGCAUUUGAUCUUCCACGGGCCCCCAGGCACAGGAAAAACCUCGGCUAUCAACGCUUUAGCGCAUGAAUUAUUUGGAAGGGACAACAUAAGCGAACGUGUGCUGGAGUUAAACGCGUCAGAUGACCGAGGGAUAAAUGUGGUGAGGGAAAAAAUAAAAGCGUACACAAGAAUAAGUAUAAGUAAAAAUAAAAUAAACAGCGAGACCAAUGAAACCUUGCCACCAUGGAAGUUAGUCGUUUUGGAUGAAGCAGACAUGAUGACAGAGGAUGCACAAUCAGCCUUGAGAAGAAUAAUAGAAAUAUAUUCCAACGUAACAAGGUUUAUAUUGAUAUGUAAUUAUAUUCACAAAAUUUCUGACCCGAUAUAUAGUAGGUGUUCCUGCUACAGAUUUCAAGGCAUUCCAAUUGAUGUAAAGAAAGAGAAGUUACUUUAUAUAUGUAAAAGUGAAGGGAUUAACAUUUUAGACGAUGCUUUGGAUAAAAUUAUCGAGACAACUCAAGGGGAUCUGAGAAGAGCAGUGUCCAUUUUGCAACUCUGUUCAUGUAUUGACCCUAUGAUAACACUGGAAUCUGUGUUGGAUGUGUCCGGUUUGCCAGCAGAUGAUAUUAUUUCUAAAAUUAUUGAUGCGUGCAAAAUGAAGGACUUGAAAAAUGUCGAGAAGGCUGUGCAGGACGUCAUUGAGGAUGGGUACGACGUUGCGUACAUUUUUAAAUCGCUUAACAAUUACUUUGUUAUGAAUACAGAGUACCAGGAUUCUGUGAAGAGCCAAAUUCUGUUGGAGCUGUCCAGGAACGAUUAUCGCCUGCACAGCGGCGCCACGAAGUACAUCCAGCUGAUGAGCUUCGCUUCGUCUGUGCAUUCGCUGUUGAACGCGGCGUAG
Messenger RNA from Plasmodium coatneyi, 993 nucleotides. RefSeq names its product Replication factor C. NCBI's taxonomy places the organism in Eukaryota, Apicomplexa, Aconoidasida, Haemosporida, Plasmodiidae. The record is from RefSeq and is a predicted model, not a curated record. Gene Ontology annotation, molecular function: DNA clamp loader activity; DNA binding; ATP hydrolysis activity. Gene Ontology annotation, cellular component: DNA replication factor C complex; nucleus. The transcript has a single exon. Bases 1 to 993 code for a protein of 330 amino acids. Gene Ontology annotation, biological process: DNA-templated DNA replication; DNA repair.